GCGGGGCCAAGAUGGCGGCGCCCAGCGGCGGGGGAGCGAUGGCGGCGGCGGCCUCGGCCUCAGGGGGGAACCGCGGGCGGCCGCCCCCCGUCACCCCCCGGCAGAUCCGCGAUCUCAUCGAUGGCGGCAUCGCCACCGAGGGGCCCGGGCCCGGCGGGAAAGACACAUCUGACUGCUCAGAGCAAGCUAAUGGACCUUCCCAAAUGGAGGCUCUGUCCUUGGAGUCUGCCAGCAGGGAAGCUUAUUUCAGCAGAGUGGAAACAUUCACCCCGCUGAAGUGGGCGGGGAAGCCGCCGUCGCUGUCGCCGCUGGUGUGCGCCCGGUUCGGCUGGCAGAACGUGGAGUGUGACAUGCUGCGGUGCUCCAGCUGCCAGGCACAUCUGUGCGUGAGCCUGCAGCUGGCCUUCGACCUCAGCAACUACAAGGAGCGCUGUGAGGAGCUCAGGAGGGCCCUGAGCACUGCCCAUGAGAAGUUCUGCUUCUGGCCAGACAGCCCCUGCCCAGAUCGCUUUGCCAGGCUGCUGGUGGAUGAGCCCAGAGUUCUCCUCCAGGAUUUCCUGGAUCGUUUCCAGAGCCUGUGCCAGCUGGAGCUGCAGCUGCCCUCCCUCAGACCAGAAGAUCUGAAAAACAUGUCCCUGACAGAGGAAAGGAUCACUCGGCUCCUCCAGCUCAUCGAGGAGGAGCUGGAGCACAAAGGAACAGAGGGAGAAAAGACUCCUGGGAAGAUUUCCACAGAAAUCCUGCAGGUGCAGGUUCCUGCCUGUAUCCUGGCACUGUGUGGCUGGACCUGCAGCGCCGCCUCCGGCUCCAUGAACCUGCCGGUGAUCACCUGCUCCCGCUGCAUGCGCAGGGUGGGGCUGUGGGGUUUCCAGCAGCUGGAAUCUGCUGCAGGCCCUGAGCUGGAUUCCUGCAGCUCCAGCAGCUCCGCCCCAGCCGCUCCCGAGCGCUUCCCGCCCGUCCCCACGUCCCCACGCAGGAUGCUGACACGGAGCCAGGACCCAGCAUCCGAGCAGCAGCACGAGAAGAGCCCAUCCCCAGCCGUGUCCCGCCCCAGGGGCUGGGAUUCCCCCAGCUCCAUGGACAGGGGUGAGCUGGAUGUGAGCAGCCCUGCCCUGAGGAGCCGCCCUGUCACCAGGAGCAUGGGACAAGGGGACACCAUGGAGGUGCCAUCGAGUCCCGUGCGCAGGGCCAAGCGGGCGCGGCUCUGCUCCUCCAGCAGCUCGGACACUUCCUCGAGGAGCUUCUUUCACCCCAGCUCCCAGCACCGGGACUGGUGUCCCUGGGUCAGCACUGGGGAGGGAGAGGAGUCCCUGCAGGAUUCUGCAUCCCAGACAGAGAAGGAGCCUGGCAAGGCCGAGCCAGGAUGGGAAGUGGUGCUGAAGAGGCUCCUUGGCAUCCAAAAAUGUGACACAGUGCCUGAAACAGAGCCAGUGAGUCUCUCAGAGAAAUCCUGCAAGGUGUUCAGAAUUUUCAGGCAGUGGGAGAGCCUGGAUUCCUCCUGAGCAGCAGCAUGGGGACAUCAUGAGAGAGCCAAACCUCUCUGUGGUUGCUGCAGCAGGAAGAGGAUCUGAGGAAGUUCUGCUCAAACAGAGCCCUGACCACACUGGAUCACCUUCUCCUGCCUUCACCAACUGCUGCUGUGUCCCUCAGCUCUGAGGGAUGUGCCAGGGACACGUGGGGUGGCACUGUCCCCUCGUCACCCCCGUGGUGUCCAGCUGGAAGGGACACCAGGUGGGAAUAAACAUUUCAGUUUUAUUGUU
This is a messenger RNA of Oenanthe melanoleuca, 1760 nucleotides long. RefSeq names its product zinc finger C3HC-type containing 1 (gene ZC3HC1). Gene Ontology annotation, cellular component: nucleus. The record is from RefSeq and is a predicted model, not a curated record. Lineage: Eukaryota; Metazoa; Chordata; Aves; Passeriformes; Muscicapidae. The transcript has 10 exons. Gene Ontology annotation, molecular function: zinc ion binding. The coding region runs from base 12 to 1502 and encodes 496 amino acids.